CUGAAAUUGACAAAAUGCAUAAAUACAUGUAUAAAAGAAUAGUAAAUGAAUUUACAUUGAUGUGAAGAGUAUAGGUUUUGUUUAAAAAAUGUCAAUAUUGAUGAGAUUUUUAGUUUUAAUAGUAGGAUGUAGUAUUUGGAUUUAUGCAAUGAUUAUGGUUAUUGGAGAAAGCAAAAUUACAACCGUAACGAAGUCAUAUGAUCUCAGGUGCCCUUCGGAACUCUUAUCAGAGAAUCAGAAGAAAAUGUUAAAGAACAAAAACAGUUCGUAUUAUCAUAUAGUUUAUUCAGACUCUGAAUCUGACUUAGUUGGAUAUGACGCAUUAAAAAGCGAUGGUUGCGAUUCAUACCCAUGUACACUGAACGAAAAUAGAGAAGCGCCCCGGGUUAUGUCGGGAAUGGGUGAGUGUACAAAUCCAGUGGAAUGUGUGACAGUGGUUACUAAGACACAUCACAGGUUAGCCUUAGUGAAACGCAUGGUAGAAUCCGUUUGGCGAUGGUACCCAGGAAUGGCGAUCAUAGUCGUAGAUGAUUAUUACGCAGGAUCAUCAUUACGCAAGGAAUGGAACAAUUUACUGGAAAGUAACAAUAACAUUAAGUAUGUUCAAAUAGAAAUAUGGGGAGGAACUUCAAAAGGAAGAAACCUGGGUUUUAAAAUGGCUAAAACAAAGUAUGUAUUCCUUCUAGACGAUGACGUUGUUUUUACAAAUCUAACCAAUCUUGAAAAAAUGGUGAGCAUUCUGGACAAUACAGACAUCAGCAUCGUAGCAGGAGUCUACAAUCAUAAAUUUACAGGCUCAUUCCAAAUAGAGAAAACUCCCGAUGGAGAUAUACAUUUAUUACAUCACCCGAAUGCAUUCAUAGGAAGUGUUCCUUGUUACUCUCAUUGUUACACAGUUGACGCACCUCAAGAUAUUUUUCUUGCGAAACGUGUUGACGUCAUAAACGCAGGAGGAUGGGACGAUAGUAUAAAAACAAUUGAGCACAUGGAAUUUUUCAUGAAUAUGCGACUUGCUGCUCUUAAGGUUGCUACAUGUAAAGAUAUAUAUCUCGAUCAUCUUCCUCCUUUGAACAAUACACUUAGAAAUAAUAGAAUAACUAAACGUGCUUUUUACCUAAAUAUGAUAAUGCAAAAAUGGAACGUAACACGAUGGUUCAUAGGAUGUACACCAAACAAGAUGGCUGCUUCCGGAAAAAAUAGCUGCGCACGAGAAAGACAUCACGUUUCGUUUACAGCAAUACCCGAGGUCGAUGUAAAACAUAUCAACUGACUGUAUUUUUCUUUAAAGUUUCCAGUAUCAUCAGUUGAAGUUCCACCAUUAACUGGGGGUUUCUGGAGCCAUUCUGAUACUCAUAGCAUCUUUCUGCUUCACCUGAAACAUCUCAGGGCUGAGAAGAAAUGAGAUGUCAUGGUUUAUCAUGAUGUUCUAGAGCACGCAUAAUCUUAUUUUGCAGUGGAGUGAAAAUUAGAAUUUGUGAAGAUUGAAAUUUAGAUCAGAGUAAAUGGGCGUGUCAUGACUUAAAUCUCUUCGUAAAUAUAUGCUUUCCGUGAAGUAAUAGUGCCAUCAUACCUUAAACUUUUCGUAGAAUAUAAUAUUUAUUGAGUACAUUCACAUCCCCGAGGGUCGCAUAUAUUUGUGUGCUUUCCGUGAA
This is a messenger RNA of Owenia fusiformis, 1652 nucleotides long. The record is from the annotation of a GenBank genome assembly. NCBI's taxonomy places the organism in Eukaryota, Metazoa, Annelida, Polychaeta, Sabellida, Oweniidae.